Messenger RNA from Homarus americanus (American lobster), 1188 nucleotides. RefSeq names its product glutenin, high molecular weight subunit DX5-like. The coding region runs from base 1 to 1188 and encodes 395 amino acids. NCBI's taxonomy places the organism in Eukaryota, Metazoa, Arthropoda, Malacostraca, Decapoda, Nephropidae. The transcript has a single exon. The record is from RefSeq and is a predicted model, not a curated record.
AUGGGCACAGCAGUGGAGACCAGGGGAUGGGCACAGCAGCGGAGACCAGGGGAUGGGCACAGCAGCGGAGACCAGGACUGGGUACAGCAGCGGAGACCAGGGGAUGGGCACAGCAGCGGAGACCAGGAUGGGCAGCACAGCAGCAGAGACCAGGGGAUGGAGUACAGCAGCGGAGACCUUCAGGGAUGGAGCACAGCAGAGACCAGGAUGGGCACAGCAGCGGAACCAGGGAUGGGCACAGCAGCAGAGACCAGGGGAUGGGCACAGCGGAGACCAGGGGAUGGGCACAGCAGUGGAGACCAGGGGAUGGGCACAGCAGCGGAGACCAGGGGAUGGGCACAGCAGCGGAGACCAGGGGAUGGGUACAGCAGCAGGAGACCAGGGGAUAGGCACAGCAGCGGAGACCAGGGAUGGAGCACAGCGGCGGAGACCAGGAUGCAGGCUGGCAGCGAGGAGGAUGGGCAUGCAGCGGAGACCAGGGGAUGGGCAGCAGUGGAAACCAGGGGAUGGGCACAGGCCGGAGACCAGGGGAUGGGCACGGCAGGAGACAGGAUGGGCAGGCAGGGAGACCAGGGGAUGGGCUGGCAGCGGAGACCAGGGGAUGGGCACAGCAGGAGACCAGGGAUGGGACAGCAGCGGAGACCAGGGAUGGGCACGGCAGCAGGACAGGGGAUGGGCACAGCAGCGGAGACCAGGGGAUGGGCAGUGUGGAGACCAGGGUGGUACAGCAGAGACCAGGGAUGGGCAGCAGCGGAGACCAGGGAUGGGCACAGCAGCGGGGACCAGGGGAUGGGCACAGCAGCGAGACCAGGAUGGGCAGCGGAACCAGGGAUGGGCACGGCAGCGGAGACCAGGGAUGGGCGGAGACAGAUGGGCGCAGCGGGACAGGAGGGCAGGAGGGACCAGGAUGCGGCGAGGGAUGGCGGGGGACAGGAUGGCAGGCAGGAAGGAUGGGCACAGCAGUGGAGACCAGGGGAUGGGUACAGCAGGAGACCAGGGGAUGGGCACGGCAGCGGAGACCAGGGAUGGGCACAGCAGCGGAGACCAGGGAUGGGCACAGCGCGGACAGGGAUGGGCACAGCGGGGGGAUGGGCACAGCAGCGGAGACCAGGGAUGGGCCGCGGAGACCAGGGAUGGGCACAGCAGCGGAGACCAGGGAUGGGCACAGCAGCAGGAGACAAGGAAUAG